Messenger RNA from Pochonia chlamydosporia 170, 1428 nucleotides. RefSeq names its product growth arrest and DNA-damage-inducible proteins-interacting protein 1 domain-containing protein. The transcript is spliced from 2 exons. The coding region runs from base 1 to 1428 and encodes 475 amino acids. Lineage: Eukaryota; Fungi; Ascomycota; Sordariomycetes; Hypocreales; Clavicipitaceae. The record is from RefSeq and is a predicted model, not a curated record.
AUGCGUCCCCUCGAUCCAGCAAUCCCGCGAUCAACCCCCAACAACGCAGCCUGUGGACAGUUUUACCGUCGAGCUAUAACCAGCAAAAGUUUAACAUUUGUUAUUGUAAUAGCCGCCAUAGCCGUAUUUGGUCUUGUGUCGGUUCUCGUCGUCGUCUUUGUCAGAAUACGCCGUCGUCGCAGCUCCUCCCAGGGCCAAGAUGCGGACACUGGUGGGCAGUGGCCGGUUCUCCGCGUUUUAGGGCGGACGCGAUUUGGCCGGCAGAGAUACGAACAAACCUCUAGCAACAAUCCUGACAGCGAAGCUCGCAUUCACCAACUACAACCAACGACGCCGCCCGCAAGGGGUGCGAGGAGCCGACUGCGAUGGUCACAGCAAUCUGGGGCCACAGCAACACCUGCAACGCGGAUUGGGGCCACCGUCGACCGAAACACUUCUAUACGCUCUGUCAUGACAUUACCCGCGUACCGUCCCACGGCCGGUAAUAAUGAACAAGUUCUUGGAAGAGAAGGCGACAGAGAUGGGGUUGACGUUAUCGUUGACUUUCCUACAGCUGAAGAGGAGGAAGCCCUACGAGAGGAAGAAAUGGAAGCCAUUUACCAAAUACGAGUUGCCAGGCGCGAACAGAUCGCAGAACGUGACGAUCUGAGGCGACAGCGUCGCGAAGCUCGAGAUCGAGGAGACAGCGAUGCCUUGGCCCAAGCGAGAGCCCGGUCUCGCGCUGCUAGCAACAACAGCAACUUUGACGAACUCCGCCAGGAGGUUAGUCGUAUUCAAGACCAGCGACAAAGAUCUGUCUCUAGCGUGUCGUACGCAGAUUUGGGUGUCGCGAGGCACGAUGGGACUCGUCUAAGGGCAAAUAGUAAUGAAAGUGAACGCAUGGGGCUACUCUCCGACGCUGCCAGCAUCGCAAUUUCAACUCGAUCUGAGCUUCGUUCCCCGGGCCUGCAUCGGCGAGAUCGAAGUGCAAGCUCUCUAGUCAGUGUUGAUAGCGAAAUGCUUCCGGAUUCGUUGACCAGGGCACACGGGCCUUCACCAUCUACAACACCAAGAUUAUCAAGCGGAGAAUUGGCAGCCGGAUCCAGCCCAGAUUUGGCAGAGUCCGAUCUGGGAGCGGAGCCAACUCCUCCACCAGAGUAUGAAGAAGUGUCUCUUGAAGAUGAUGCGGGCGAAUUCGCCAGGUCGACGACACCGUUGAACGGACCCCCGCCAGAUUACUCUGGACCUGGCCGACGCAUCUCGCAAACCGAAGACACAAGGACGGGAUAUAUUGAUGCAACUGCCGCAGAUCAAGGAAUGACCCACACAUCACAACGACCAUCUAGAGGCGUUGGAGGAAUACCUCAGUUGCCGAGCCUACGCAUUUCUUCGCUUCCGGCUAUUGUGAUACAGUCAACGAACGAAGACUCGCCCGGACGUAGUGAUUAA